Messenger RNA from Rasamsonia emersonii CBS 393.64, 702 nucleotides. RefSeq lists its product as uncharacterized. NCBI's taxonomy places the organism in Eukaryota, Fungi, Ascomycota, Eurotiomycetes, Eurotiales, Trichocomaceae. The transcript is spliced from 2 exons. Bases 1 to 702 code for a protein of 233 amino acids. The record is from RefSeq and is a predicted model, not a curated record.
AUGUUUGAUUCCUACUGGACCCUUACUCUUUAUAACAUUCUUAAUCAAAUGACGCCGGUUAAGAAAGCGAAAGAGGAGCAGCUCGAGGAGACACAACACACUGCGAACCAGCCACAUCCUGGGCUUGUUCAUUCUGCUCCAAACUAUGAGGUUCUCCAGCAUGACUCGCAUGAGGAUGAAAAAGAAAAUGAAAAGCAACGGGGCAGAGACACACAGAGUCUGUCUCACGAACCGAAUAUAAAACCGGAGACAGUCUCCCCAACGACAGAGGAAGUAGACCUCACAAAGAGUCUAUCUCCCGAUUCUGAAAUCGGGAUCACUGCUAUUCAGACAGUACAGCAGCCUACAAGACAGAAGAGGGACAAGGUUGAUUCGAGAGCACCUAUCGCAAGCAUCGAAAUACCAUCGAAUGAGUCAGAUGAGCAACCACAUCUAUCAAUCCCACCCCUAGACCAACCUGAAGAGAAAGAUGCCAACCAAGAGGACUUGGAUGAUACUCCGGAACGAGAUUUAUGGGACGUGCCUAGCUAUCAUGGGAGUAGUCCUAAUGAAGGGUCUGAUGGGAACGAGGUCGGCAACCCAACCGAUACUACCGAAGCACAUCCUGCGCCUCAUAUAGAGACGCAGACGCAGACGCAGACACAGACACAGACACAAACACAGAAGCAGCGACGACGACGGAGGAGAUACGCAAACGUUUAA